Acanthoscelides obtectus is the source of this 216-nucleotide messenger RNA. The record is from the annotation of a GenBank genome assembly. NCBI's taxonomy places the organism in Eukaryota, Metazoa, Arthropoda, Insecta, Coleoptera, Chrysomelidae.
AUGACAGAUAUGCAUUUCGUUUACGGAAUGGCUCUGGGUAAGGCUCGGCGAGCACGACGUUUGUAUGGUCAGCAAUUUCCACAACGCCCGACGCCUAAUGUACACACUUUCAUCAACAUUCACGCUCAACUAUGUGAAACAGGCAGUUUCAAGAGAUCCACAGGUGUUCCAGGAAGACCCGUAACUGCAACAACCAUCCAAAUCGAAGAAGUAUAA